AUGUCCGCCGUCCCCAAGGCAAAGUUCACCACGCCCGUGAGACCCCUCACCUUCCUCAUCACGAGCUGCUCCUCCGGUCUGGGCCUCUGCCUCGCCCGCGCCGUGCAGGGCGCCACGAGCCGCAAGCCCGGCCGGACGCCCGAUCUAGUCGCCAAGGUCGAGCGGCGCGGGGGGCCGUUCGAGAUCAUCUUCUUUGGGCUACCGAGGCUGGCGCGCGCUGCCGUCGCGCACAUGCGGAGGCGCCGCUUCGGCGUCGUCGUCAACAUGAGCUCGGGCGCCGGGCUGGAGGGGGUGGAGAGCAUGGGCGCAUACGCGGCUGCAAAGUCGGCGCUUAACGGUGAGUUCGGUUUCCGUACAAAUAUGCGCAACGUCGCGCGCAUCGGCUCCGUGCCCCUGGCGGACGACUACAAGGGAAAGGAGUUUGCGGAGGUUGGACCUUGUGCAGUCAGGCAAGUGCACGGUGGCGGCAUUUUGCCUGGGCGGAACUCGAGCGUGGUCACCAAGCACCAGACCACCCUCGUCACCGUCUCCCGCGCCGCCAACUCGACCCUCUCCAGGACCUGGCUCAACGGCACCAUUACCGGGACGACCAGGUCCACGAAUCGCACGGCCACCUUUCAGUGGACGCCGCCCACCCCGACCCUGCCAUACCGCUGCGCCAUGAGGGACUGCUGGAGGCACCCCAAGGACAAGGACCGCCAAUGGUGCGAGCAGGAGGACAGAGAAAAGUGCAAAAAGGAGUGGGAGAGCAUACAGAGCGAGGUUUGGGCAACUAGCCGCCUCGUCAACGACGCUGUGGGCGAGAACGCGAGGCAGACAGUGAAGAAGAUGAACUCUCAAGAGUUCAAAGAGGGCGGGAUCAUGCUAUGUUUACCAAGCAAAAAACGAUGUCUCCCUCGCCAACAUGAACGCCUACUUCAUAUCGGCGAUUUUAACUUUUUUUGUACACUAUCUGCUGGGCGUAUGGGACCCGAGAGGUUUGUCCCGGGCAACCGGCAACCCCUAAACUGGCUAAGGUCCCGCAACAUUAUCGAUUAG
Molecule: messenger RNA, 1038 nt
Organism: Gaeumannomyces tritici R3-111a-1
Lineage: Eukaryota; Fungi; Ascomycota; Sordariomycetes; Magnaporthales; Magnaporthaceae
Exons: 6
Coding region: 1-1038 (345 amino acids)
Source: RefSeq, a predicted model, not a curated record